This is a messenger RNA of Rhinolophus ferrumequinum (greater horseshoe bat), 1608 nucleotides long. RefSeq names its product cytosolic arginine sensor for mTORC1 subunit 1 (gene CASTOR1). The transcript has 9 exons. Lineage: Eukaryota; Metazoa; Chordata; Mammalia; Chiroptera; Rhinolophidae. Gene Ontology annotation, biological process: cellular response to L-arginine; negative regulation of TORC1 signaling. Gene Ontology annotation, molecular function: arginine binding. The record is from RefSeq and is a predicted model, not a curated record. Gene Ontology annotation, cellular component: cytosol. Bases 114 to 1106 code for a protein of 330 amino acids.
CGUGGAAGCGGCCGCGGAGCGGCUCCUUUAAGCCUCCGGCGCCGCCUCCCCCGCCCCGCCCCCGGCGCGGCCUGGGUCUGGUUGGCGGCGGGGUCCGGUCCGCGCCGACCGCGAUGGAGCUGCACAUCCUAGAGCACCGGGUGCGGGUGCUGAGCCUCGCCCGCCCCGGUCUUUGGCUGUACACGCACCCACUUAUCAAGCUGCUAUUCCUGCCCCGCCGAAGCCGGUGCAAGUUCUUCAGCUUGACGGAGACUCCCGAGGAUUACACGCUCAUGGUGGACGAGGAGGGCUUCAAAGAGCUGCCCCCAUCCGAGUUCCUGCAAGUGGCUGAGGCCACAUGGCUGGUGAUGAACGUAUCAUCCCACAGCGGCACAGCAGUGCAAGCUGCUGGGGUCACCAAGAUCGCCCGCUCCGUCAUUGCACCGCUGGCCGAGCACCACGUAUCUGUGCUCAUGCUGUCCACUUACCAGACAGACUUCAUCCUGGUGCGGGAGCAGGACCUGUCUGUGGUGAUUCACACGCUGGCCCAGGAGUUCGACAUUUAUCGAGAGGUGGGCGGGGAGCCUGUGCCUGUUGCCAGGGAUGAUUCCAGCAAUGGCUUUCCCCGAGCUCAGCAUGCAGGGCCCAGCCCCACGGUGCAUCCCAUUCAGAGCCCGCAGAACCGUUUUUGUGUCCUUACGCUGGACCCUGAGACGCUACCAGCCAUUGCCACCACCCUCAUCGAUGUCCUCUUCUACUCCCACAGUGCCCCCAAAGAGGCAGGCCCUGGCGAUCCUGGACCCAGCUCCAUCACGUUCUUUGCCUUCUCCCUCAUUGAGGGCUACAUCUCCAUCGUCAUGGAUGCCGAGACGCAGAAAAAGUUCCCCAGUGACCUCCUGCUGACCAGCUCCUCAGGAGAGCUGUGGAGGAUGGUGCGCAUUGGCGGACAGCCCCUGGGUUUUGAUGAAUGUGGGAUCGUGGCGCAGAUCGCGGGUCCCCUGGCUGCGGCCGACAUUUCUGCCUACUACAUCAGCACUUUCAACUUUGACCAUGCCCUGGUGCCUGAGGACGGCAUCGGCAGCGUCAUCGAGGUCCUCCAGCGACGGCAGGAGGGCCUGGGCUUAUGAGGCCUAAGGGGAACAGCGGCCUCUGUGGUCCUCCUCAUCCCCAGGCUUCCAGAGACUUCUCUAAGCUAUUUCCUCAAGCUCUGGGAUGAGCCCACUUCCCUCUCCUUCCUCCUGCAUUUGUGCGGGGGGACCCUGCAGAAGGAGGGGCCUUCUGCUGUCUGUAUGUAAGCUGCGGCAGGCACCGGCUCUCACGUGGACACACGUGUCUGCCCACACGGGAACACGGUGCUCGGGGCUUCCACUAGGAAGCCCUCAACCCAUCACUCCCUGGCAGCCUCGGCGUUUGCACAUUCCCUGCCUGAGGCCCAAGCCAUCUCCCCUUAGUGCCCUGGGAGAGCUGCUCCCUAAUCUCCGUUCUGCCUCUGGCUGGGUUGCCUUCCCCCGCCAGGUGAGUUCCGACAGUGCCUCCCCCUCCCGGGGCCUCGAAGAAAAGUAUUUUUACGUCUCUCUCUCUCUCUCUCUCUCUUUUUUCUUUUUAUCAACUUGUUAAUAAAGGGCUUGU